CACCGCGAGUGCCUGGAGGACUGCGGGUUCAACGUGACAGCCAAGUCCUUCUUCGUCAUUCACGGCUGGACGAUGAGCGGCAUGUUCGAAACCUGGCUGAACAGCUUGGUGUCCGCUCUUCAGGAGCGGGAGAAGGAUGCUAACGUGGUCGUGGUGGAUUGGCUCCCGCUUGCCCACCAGCUCUACACCGAUGCCGUGAACAACACGCAGAUUGUUGGGAAAAGCAUAGCGAGGCUGCUGGACUGGUUGCAGNNNAACCCGCUCUUCAAGCUUGAGAAUGUCCACCUGAUUGGGUACAGCCUGGGCGCCCACGUUGCGGGAUUUGCUGGUAACCACGUCCAUGGGACAAUAGGCAGAAUUACAGGCUUGGAUCCAGCUGGCCCUAUGUUUGAAGGAGUGGACCCCAGCAAGCGCCUCUCCCCUGACGAUGCCAGCUUUGUGGACGUCCUGCACACCUACACAAGGGAAACGCUAGGUGUUAGCAUUGGGAUCCAGAUGCCUGUAGGCCAUGUUGACAUCUACCCCAAUGGGGGAGACUUCCAGCCUGGCUGUGGUUUGAGUGAUGUCUUGGGAGCAAUUGCCUAUGGGACAAUUGGUGAAGUUGUUAAAUGUGAACACGAGCGGUCUGUGCACCUCUUCGUGGACUCUCUCGUGAACCAAGACAAGCAAAGCUUCGCGUUUCAAUGCACCGAUUCCAGUCGCUUCAAGAAGGGCAUCUGCCUGAGCUGCCGGAAGAACCGCUGCAACGGCAUUGGCUACAACGCCAGGAAAACACGGAACAAAAGAAACAGCAAGAUGUACUUAAAAACAAGAGCUGACAUGCCAUUCAAAGUCUACCAUUACCAGAUGAAAAUGCAUGUCUUCAGCUACAAGAGCUUGGGAGAGGCUGAUGCCACUUUCUCCGUCACCCUUCAUGGCACCAACGGAGACUCUGAACCUCUCUCUUUAGAAAUGCUUGAUCAAAUUGGCCUAAACGCUACUAACACUUUCCUGGUCUAUACUGAGGAGGACAUGGGUGAACUUUUAAAAAUAAAGCUCACCUGGGAGGGACCAUCUCAGUCAUGGUAUGAUCUAUGGAAAGAGCUGAAGAGCUACUGGUAUCGGCCUGUGAAGUCUCCCCAGGAGCUGCAUAUCCGACGUAUACGUGUGAAAUCUGGGGAAACGCAACAGAGGUUUGCUUUCUGUGUGGAGGAUUUCCAGCUAACCAGUAUAUCUCCUGGUAAAGAGCUCUGGUUUGUGAAGUGCACGGAGGAAUGGCAAAAAAG
Molecule: messenger RNA, 1265 nt
Organism: Apaloderma vittatum (bar-tailed trogon)
Lineage: Eukaryota; Metazoa; Chordata; Aves; Trogoniformes; Trogonidae
Gene: LIPG
Product: lipase, endothelial
Exons: 8
Biological process (GO): lipid metabolic process
Molecular function (GO): protein binding; lipoprotein lipase activity
Source: RefSeq, a predicted model, not a curated record